Molecule: messenger RNA, 340 nt
Organism: Striga hermonthica
Lineage: Eukaryota; Viridiplantae; Streptophyta; Magnoliopsida; Lamiales; Orobanchaceae
Source: the annotation of a GenBank genome assembly
GAAUUACAAUCCUGAGGAGGGGCGCGGGGGUAAAAAACCUGUGACCAAAGAGCGAGCAAUGGAGGAGCUUCUUGAAGUGAUAAAGUCGACAAAACCGGACAACUUUACUCCGAAAAUUACAGAGAAAAGAGACGAUUAUGUGCGUGUUGAAUAUGAAAGUCCAAUCAUGGGGUUUGUGGAUGAUGUUGAGUUUUGGUUCCCACCUGGCAAGAAGCCACUUGUGCAAUAUCGAUCAGCAUCCCGUUUGGGGAAUUUCGAUUUCGACGUUAACAAAAAGAGAGUUAAGGCGCUAAGGGUCGCAUUAGAGAAGAAGGGGUGGGCGUCGGAAAAUACCUUUUGA